Diorhabda carinulata is the source of this 766-nucleotide messenger RNA. RefSeq lists its product as uncharacterized. NCBI's taxonomy places the organism in Eukaryota, Metazoa, Arthropoda, Insecta, Coleoptera, Chrysomelidae. The record is from RefSeq and is a predicted model, not a curated record. The transcript has 5 exons. The coding region runs from base 48 to 614 and encodes 188 amino acids.
UUUGUUUCUAAAACUGUCAAAUAAAUUUCAUAUUUGUGGGGCAUAAAAUGAAUAAAUUACAUAAUUUUACGUUUGUUGGAGAAUUUCCAAUGUUUGAAUCUCGAGAUAAUCCUGGAGAUGAGAAGAUCAAUCUUCAAGCUCUAUCCCAAGAAAUUUACCUACCCCCCAUCGAUUAUAGUAAAGCUUACCAGGAGCUGACGGAAAACUACAAAGUUCCAGAGAAAGAGAAACCUAGCCAUAAUAUAAGCACCGCAGCAAGCCAGAAAAUAACAGAAAAAUGUUCCAACGAAAUUUUUAUGUCUUGUCAAAAUGUAGAUGUAGAUUUGAAGUCUAUUUACGGUGAUGACUAUAUAUUUUUCGAUAGUUUUGCCCUUAGCGUUCAAAGUGCGUUACCCGAAGAACCUAUUGAGCCUGACAUAAUAAAGACCAAAGGAAGAAAUCCAGAGAAAAUGAAGGGGAAAGACAAUAAAUCAGUAAAUAUGCGUAGAAAUUCACCUUUUCUUUUAGAAAACAAUAGAAUGAUGAAUUUAUACUACAUGAAUCGAGAAAAGAAAGUUAAACACCCAAGGACCAAAGAAAAUAAACCUGAUAAGAGAAGAAGCAAAUUGUUAUAAAAUUAGGAUCGUUUCAUGUUUCCAAUUUGAGUUAAUUACGUAUUUCUUAUGAAUUUGUGAGGUUGUUUAUUGAGUUGACUUGUUUGAAUUAGUACUCUGCGAUAUCGUUGACAUUGAAUUAAAAAUAUAUGAAUUGUUUCCAAUAAAAAAAA